CACCCUCUGAAUGACUAGUUCCCCUAGAAAUGUACGAUAAUGUUACCCCUUAAAUGUAGACACCAUAUGUGGUAAUGCCACACUGUAGCAAAAGUAGCGACGCCAACACACAAAUGUAUUUCCUCUAAAUACAAUAUUUUAAAGCUCGUCGUUCGGCGCCUUACAAUUACCCAUUUGGCAACUCUGUCCCGUAGCCACGCCCCUUUGAGUAAAGUACUUCCGGUGUUGUGACCUCUGUGUACAAGUCGUCACGUCACAAAUAUACCUCCUCGCAAGCUAUUAAUAAACACGCUGGGACUACAACCGGCUCGGAACUAACAGCGUUCGGCUUUUAAUCCUCCAAAUAUGAUUAGAAGCAAAGCGGGCGGCCGUCAACGCUGUCGCUCGGAGAGCGAACGAAGACGACAACAAGUAAGCUAGCUAGAUGUUAGCUAGCCAGCUAGCUUGUUUGGGUGCUAGCGAGGUCGUGUCCCGGUGCUGCGAAUAGGCGAGAGAAGCAGUAAACAGCCUAGUGAGAACACACAUUUCGUGUUGCACACAAGCGAACGGGCGUAGUUCCACCGCCAUGGCCUGCAGCUUCCUCAACACGGAUGAGGCGUCCCCGGCGGGUCUGACAGACCUUUGCCUGACCUUCGUGAGUCACAACCUGGAGUGUUUCUGCGUCAAGCGUCCCGAUGGGUCUCUGUGCUUCAGGGAGGCUGUGCUCUUCCCCCAGGAGCUCGCAGACCAGCUGCUGGCUAAAAUGGCUACAGAAGGUUUGUUGAAUGACAGCACGGUCGCAGUGUUCCGGAACAGCGAGUACCUGCGGCUGAGGCGAGCGUACAUCCGCACCGCGCGGAUAUCUGCAGAGGCCUUCCAGAGAGCCCUGUGUGUUCACAGGCUGUCAGAGCUGGACGCUGCCAGGGUCAACGCAGACCUCACCAUCCCUGACAUCCUGCGAGGACUGGCCACCAAUAAACACUGUCAGGAGUCCCUCCAGCGUCUUGUCCUCACGGGUCUUACCAUGUCCUCCCUGGAGGAGCCCAGCAGACAUUGCUUCAGCUCCCUGCAGGGCCUGCGCGCCCUCUCCCUGGCCAACGUGGACUUCUACAACUCGGGCCUGGCGGGCGUGUGCGCUCUGCCUCGGCUGGAGAGCCUGGACCUGUCCAACACCUCGGUCACUAACCUGAACCCGCUGCUGGGCCUGAAGGACCGACUGCGCUCGCUCACGCUGCACCAGCUCAAGCGGCUGGAGAUGAGCACCGCGCAACUGCUGGCCGUCAUCGGGCAGUUGGAUGUAUUGCAGCACCUGGACAUCAGCGAUGAUAAACAGUUUACCUCCGACGUCGCUCGUCAGCUGCUCGGACAAACCGGCAUACUUCCUGCUCUCGUUUCCCUGGAUGUGUCUGGAAGGAAACAGGUGACAGACGCCGCUGUUAAGGCGUUUGUUGAGGAGAGACCCGGAAUGACCUUUAUGGGACUCCUAGCCACGGACGCUGGUUUUUCCGACUUCCUUUCCGGGGAUGGAAACCUUAAAGUCACGGGGGAAGCCAAUGAAACGCAGAUCUGCGAGGCGCUGCGCCGCUACGCAGAGAGGGAGGGCUUUGUGAGAGAAGCUCUGUUUCAUCUCUUCAGCCUCACGCACGUCAUGGACAAACCUCGACCUGACAUUCUAAAGUUGGUAGUUUUAGGCAUGAAGAACCACCCCGCCACUCUGAACGUCCAGCUAGCGGCCAGCGCCUGCGUCUUCAACCUGACCAAGCAGGACUUGGCAGCCGGGAUGCCGGUCCGGCUGCUCAGCACCGUCACUCAGCUCCUUCUGGAGGCCAUGAGGACGUUUCCCAACCACCAACAGCUGCAGAAGAACUGCCUGCUGUCUCUUUGCAGUGACAGGAUCUUACAGGAAGUGCCAUUUAACAGGUUUGAAGCUGCUAAACUGGUGAUGCAGUGGCUCUGCAAUCACGAGGACCAGAACAUGCAGAGAAUGGCUGUAGCUAUUAUUUCCAUCCUGGCUGCUAAGUUAUCCACGGAACAAACGGCUCAGCUGGGAGCAGAAUUGUUCAUCGUCAAACAACUCCUCCACAUUGUUCGCCAGAAGGCCACUCAAGGCAUGGUGGACGCCACCCUCAAGUUUACCCUCAGCGCCCUGUGGAAUCUUACCGACGAAUCCCCAACAACCUGUCGCCAUUUCAUCGAGAACCAAGGACUGGAUCUGUUUAUCAAGGUUCUGGAGUCCUUCCCUAACGAGUCGUCCAUUCAGCAGAAAGUUCUGGGUCUCUUGAACAACAUCGCGGAGGUGGGCGAGCUGCACGGCGAGCUGAUGGUGCAGCCCUUCCUGGACCACAUCAGGACCCUCUUGCACAGUCCCGAGGUGGAGGUGAGCUACUUCGCCGCCGGCAUCCUGGCGCACCUGACGUCACGAGGGAAGGACGCGUGGACGCUCAGCCCCGACCUCAGGUCAUCACUGCUGGAGCAGCUGCACGCCGUCAUCAUGGAGUGGCACGCGCCCGACUGUGAGAUGGUGGCGUACAGGUCCUUCAACCCCUUCUUUCCUCUUCUGGAGUGCUUCCACACGCCCGGCGUCCAGCUUUGGGCGGCGUGGGCCAUGCAACAUGUCUGCAGCAAGAACGCAGCCGCGCGCUACUGCAGCAUGCUGUUGGAGGAGGGCGGCCUUCAGCAGCUGGAGCGCGUUCACGCCAACCAGCAAACCCACCCGGAUGUCCGACUGUUGACGGAGAGCAUUUUGGAGAGCCUGGAACGUCACCAGGCUCGUACGGGCCUGCCAAACGGACGCCGCCCGACACCGCUAUGAGGGGGUAACUUCCUAUAACCAUGAGGAGGGGAUCUUACCAAGAACGCUCCACAUGUACAAAUAAAAAGGUCAGAGGGUACGCACUUCUUUGCACACAAACUAAGCUUAUUUAUAUUCCUUUUCAAACUAAAUACUGUUACAUAAUACUGCAGCGAAUGUGUUAAUAAGUAUGCUUGAAAAUCGAUGUUGAAAUGUCAGCAUUUUAUGGACUAUUAGUUUGACCUGAGGCAUGCUGGGACUUUUGUUAGCCGAUGCCUCUCCGACAGGACGUUUUAAAAAAAAUAGUCAAGAUGAUUCUUUGCUGUACAUUUCAAAAACACAAAGUGAUGUGAGCGGGUAGCAGUGUCGUGUAACGUCUUGUAGGCCGCACAUAAUGUAUUGUGUUGUCAGCAUGCAUCUUUAAAAAGCAGUACAUACUAAAAGGUAUUAGCUUGUCCAUGAAUGGCUUGAAUUCAUUGUACUUUGUACUCGGGACUUUUGGAUGACGAUCAUUUGAGGGAUUGUAAUAAUAGAAUGCUGGUAAGUGGCUGUUCCCUGUUCUAUGGUUAUCAUCACACGUUUCCUUCUUUGCUGUCACUGACAAAAAAAGCCAAAGAAAAAGCAAAAUACAAUGCUCGUUACUCUAAAGUUUUGUUUGACUUUUGAGCAUACUUGCCAACCCUCCUGGAAUUUCCGGGAGACUCCCGAAAUUCAGCGCCUCUCCCGAAAACCUCCCGGGACAAAUUUUCUCCCGAAAAACUCCCGAAAUUCAGGCGGACCUGAGUAACGUGUUGACAACACACAACAACAGUGUCUACCGUAAAGCAGUUCGUCUGCCGUAAACAGCAAUGUUGUGACACUUUUAAACAGGACAAUACUGCCAUCUACUGUACAUGCACAUGUGACCCACCCAUAAUGUGUCACAUUUUUGUGUUGAUUUAUUUAUUUUAUUGUUUGAAUUCGUUUUUGGAGCUGUCAUUACACAUUUAUCAGUAUUCACAUUGGUCAGUAGGGGGCAGUAGGGCGUUUCUUCCCAAUUGAAUGCUAUCACCUGCAGACCGGAAGUGUCUUGUCAUUCUGAUGAGCGCGACCAGUUUGUGAACAAUUGAAACGUCCUGUGUGCUUUUUCCUCCUGUAUAACAGGUUAGUUUUGGUGAAUCAACUCACUGAAUAAUAUCCAUGUGAUCUUUAUAAGUUUAAGUACACAUUCUGAUGGUGGAGCCUAACUCUAAAGUGUUUGUGAGUUGUAGUUUGUAAAUGAACACUGAAAUUCAAGUAUUUAUUUUAUAUAUAUAUAUAUAUAUAUAUAUAUAGCUAGAAUUCACUGAAAGUAAUCAAGUAUUUCUUAUAUAUAUAUAUCUUGACCACGCCCCCUGCCCCACCCCCGACCACGCCCCCACCCCCACCUCCCGAAAUCGGAGGUCUCAAGGUUGGCAAGUAUGCUUUUGAGGCAUGUUUUUCUAUUUUUGCUUCAACGCUGGGUUUUAUACGACAUUCCACUUUGGAUGUUCCAAUUGAGUUUUCUUUCAAAAAAAGUGUAAAAAUAAGGAAACAAUCCACUCUGUGAUCCCACUUGACUUUUUCAGUUAUUUUCAUUUCUAAACAAAUGAAGGCCCGAUCCCAAUACACCCCCUCACUCACUGCCACUACACCCUGGAAAAUGUGUUCCCAUUAUAAAUAAUAUAAAGUGAAUAAUACAUUUAUCAAAACCUCAUAAUUAUGUUUUUAAUUUUCAGACAUAUUUUUCCAGAAAACUGAUUAAAGGCUAAAUAAUACCACUUUUGAGGCAUUUGACCAUAUAGCUUUGACGUGUAAAAGCAAGUUAUAUAAGGUUGAACACAGUCUAUUUAAUGAUGCUGGUUGACUUAUAAGUUGGUCAAAUUGAGUGUUUUCUCAACACACACACACACACACACACACACACACACAC
Molecule: messenger RNA, 4700 nt
Organism: Nerophis lumbriciformis (worm pipefish)
Lineage: Eukaryota; Metazoa; Chordata; Actinopteri; Syngnathiformes; Syngnathidae
Gene: zyg11
Product: zyg-11 family member, cell cycle regulator
Cellular component (GO): Cul2-RING ubiquitin ligase complex
Molecular function (GO): protein binding
Source: RefSeq, a predicted model, not a curated record